AUGGAUUCAUUGAAAGCUCCAAACACGGCUGCACAGGCGAAAGCGUUCACCGGUCCCGACUCGCUCCUCUACCCAAUGUCGUCGCAAGACAUGAGUGAAACCAAGCCAUCCAUCGAAGAUGAAAUCAAGCCCUCCACUGAAGUUGCCGAACCUACUGAGAUCGAAGGCGAGGAUAGCGCCACUUCUGGUAUCGUGCCCACUUUACAGAAUAUCGUUGCUACCGUCAACUUGGACUGUCGUUUGGACUUGAAGACCAUUGCACUCCACGCCCGUAACGCCGAAUACAAUCCAAAGCGUUUCGCCGCUGUCGUGAUGAGAAUCAGGGAACCGAAGACAACCGCGUUGAUUUUUGCAUCGGGUAAGAUGGUUGUUACCGGUGCUAAGUCGGAAGAUGAUUCCAAGCUAGCGUCGCGUAAGUACGCUAGAAUCAUUCAGAAAUUAGGCUUCAAUGCUAAGUUCACCGACUUUAAGAUCCAGAAUAUUGUUGGUUCGUGUGAUGUCAAGUUCCCGAUCAGAUUGGAAGGGUUAGCAUUCUCGCAUGGCACUUUCAGUUCCUACGAGCCUGAAUUGUUUCCUGGUUUGAUCUAUAGAAUGGUUAAGCCUAAGAUUGUGUUGUUGAUUUUUGUCUCCGGAAAAAUUGUCUUGACUGGUGCUAAACAAAGAGAGGAAAUCUACGCUGCUUUCGAGGCUAUCUAUCCCGUGUUGAGCGAAUUCCGUAAGUCCUAA
Messenger RNA from Babjeviella inositovora NRRL Y-12698, 726 nucleotides. It is a transcript of the gene TBP1, whose product is annotated as TATA-binding protein. Lineage: Eukaryota; Fungi; Ascomycota; Pichiomycetes; Serinales. Gene Ontology annotation, molecular function: RNA polymerase II general transcription initiation factor activity; DNA binding. Gene Ontology annotation, biological process: DNA-templated transcription initiation. The transcript has a single exon. The record is from RefSeq and is a predicted model, not a curated record. The coding region runs from base 1 to 726 and encodes 241 amino acids.